GUGUUUGUAUCUGCGCUCACUGAACUAUAUAUUUGACCUACUACAUACAUUACAAUUGUGAUCUAGAUAUACGUUCACACCUACAACCAAUAGACCAAGAUGCUCACCCCACCCCCAUCACCCCAAGACCUCCUCCUCUACCGCUACCAGCACGCGACAAACCUAGGCUCAGUAUUUAUCCUAGAAAGAUGGCUCCGAAAUAGCAUGUACGACGACGAUACCCCCGGCUCCAGUGAACUAGAAGCCAUAAAACGGUCCCUACAAAUCCGCGGUCUCCACGAAACUCGCACAAAAUGGGAAACCCUCUGGCUAACAGCCCUAUCCGACGACGACCUGCACUGGCUGAAACACACCGCGCGCUGCAACUCCAUUCGUCUGCCGAUAGGAUACUUCACGCUAGGGCCGGCAUUCUGUAUCGGUACGGAUUUCGAUGGGGAGCCGGGACAAGUGUAUCUGCACUGUUGGAAUACCGUCAAGCAUUUGAUUGAGAAGUGCCACGCUCACGGUAUCGGUGUACUCAUCGACUUCCACGGUGUACCUGGAGGUGCGAAUGGCGAGGGCCAUAGCGGGACUGAUUCCGGACGAGCUGAGUUCUGGGAAAACGAGCACUAUCGCGCACUAGCAAGAGACAGCAUCGCGUUCGUUAUCCAAGAGGUUAAAUUCCAUUCCCUCCACGGCGUCAUUGGCAUCGAAUUAUGCAAUGAAGCAACCUGGGAUCCACCGAAUCUGCACGAAUGGUACGACGAGGUCAUCGAAGUUGCCAGUGCCAUCGACCCAUCUAUACCGAUAUACAUCAGCGAUGCAUGGAAUCUUUCCGCAGCGCUAGACUACGCCCUAAGCAAAAACAACAUCACGUUACCCUUCAAGAGAAAUCCCGUCAUCGUGGACACACACAAGUACUACUGUUUCACCGAAGAUGACAGAAAAAUGCACCCCGAUGCGAUUCGCGAGCGUGUUGCGGAUGAACUAGGGGAGCUAGCUGAGCGUCAGGGGAGCGUGUUCGAUCGUAAAUCAGCUGUUGAGGUGUACAUCGGGGAGUAUAGCUGCGCUAUGGACCAGCAUAGUUUCGAGCAUGGUGAUCCUGCCCAACGGCAUGAGCUGACUGUUGCAUUUGGGAAUGAGCAGAGUCGGACAUGGUCGGAUAAAGCGUCUGGCUCGGCGUUUUGGACGUUUAAGAUGGAUUGGAUGGAUGGUGGGGAUUGGGGGUUUAAGGAACAGGUUAAUACCGGAGCGAUUCCGGCGCCUCCGUGGCUGGCACUCUCAAGAGAGGAAGUGCGCGAGAGGCUGAGGCAAGCUGACUUUCAAAGAACUGAUCGCCAUGAAGAAGCAUACUCUCAGCACGUGGGGUAUUGGGACUCCGCAGCCCCGGGCGUAGAAUUCGAACAUGAACGCUAUUCCCGCGGGUGGAAUCUCGGAUACGCCGACGCAGGGUACUUCUUCGGUGCGUUGGUCAACGGCAUGGUCCCUGGUCAUCGUGAGGGAGGGGAAAAAAUCGGUGCUCUUGACCUGUGGGUUCGGAAGAGAAUCACCGAGACGGGCGAGGUGAAUCAGGGUUUGGGCUGGGAAUGGGAGCACGGAUUCCGAAGGGGUAUUAGUGAUUUCUACUCCGUCGUUGGGGUUUAG
Messenger RNA from Aspergillus ruber CBS 135680, 1623 nucleotides. RefSeq names its product glycoside hydrolase family 5 protein. Gene Ontology annotation, molecular function: glucan endo-1,6-beta-glucosidase activity. Gene Ontology annotation, cellular component: extracellular region; cell surface. Gene Ontology annotation, biological process: glucan catabolic process. The coding region runs from base 100 to 1623 and encodes 507 amino acids. The record is from RefSeq and is a predicted model, not a curated record. The transcript is spliced from 2 exons. NCBI's taxonomy places the organism in Eukaryota, Fungi, Ascomycota, Eurotiomycetes, Eurotiales, Aspergillaceae.